This is a messenger RNA of Salmo salar (Atlantic salmon), 659 nucleotides long. The record is from RefSeq and is a predicted model, not a curated record. NCBI's taxonomy places the organism in Eukaryota, Metazoa, Chordata, Actinopteri, Salmoniformes, Salmonidae.
AUAGAGGAGGGAUACCGUCUCCCUGUCCCCAUGGGCUGUCCUGUGGUUCUAUAUUACAGGUGAUCCUGUCUAUAGAGGAGGGAUACCGUCUCCCUGUCCCCAUGGGCUGUCCUGUGGUUCUAUAUUACAGGUGAUCCUGUCUAUAGAGGAGGGAUACCGUCUCCCUGUCCCCAUGGGCUGUCCUGUGGUUCUAUAUUACAGGUGAUCCUGUCUAUAGAGGAGGGAUACCGUCUCCCUGUCCCCAUGGGCUGUCCUGUGGUUCUCCACCAGUUGAUGCUCCACUGUUGGCAGAAGGAGAGAGGUCAGAGACCUCACUUCAACAGCGUGGUCUCCUUCCUGGAUAAACUCAUCAGGAACCCCACUAGUCUACUGACACUGGUGGACAACAGUUUUCCAGAAUCACUGGAGGACAUGCCAGACUACCCUCCGUUCAUCUCCAUCGGUGAUUGGCUGGACUCCAUCAAGAUGAGCCAAUACAAGAACCAGUUCCUGGCAGCAGGAUUCACCACCCUGGACUCUGUCUCCACCAUGAGUAUAGAUGACAUCAGGCGUAUCGGUGUGUCUCUGAUUGGCCACCAGAGGAGGAUGGUGAGCAGCAUUCAGAAUCUUCGUCUUCAGUUCCUCACCGUCCAACACAACGGAUUCCACAACUAAACCAA